Messenger RNA from Colletotrichum costaricense, 873 nucleotides. RefSeq names its product mitomycin radical oxidase. Bases 1 to 873 code for a protein of 290 amino acids. The record is from RefSeq and is a predicted model, not a curated record. The transcript is spliced from 3 exons. NCBI's taxonomy places the organism in Eukaryota, Fungi, Ascomycota, Sordariomycetes, Glomerellales, Glomerellaceae.
AUGCGCGGGAAAGUCGACAAUCAGUGGAGAGAAGUCAUCUACACAAAGCGUGUUGAUACGAAGACCUUCCCUCUUACCAACGGGAUCUUCUCUGGCACCAUCUCGUAUAACCUGAGCCAAGCCGACGCUGCCCUGGAUGCGUUCUGUGAGAUCCAAACUGGAGCGCUGCUCGACGACUCACAGCUCAUGGUCACCUGCAUGGAGAUGGUCAUCCCCGCAAUCAACCUCACUACCAUUGACCUCAACUCUUUCACUGGCAAAGUCAACUUCACAAGUUCUUAUCCCACAGCACUUCAACAUCUGAUUGAUGUGGGCCCCAUUGCAACAAACUUUUCUCGCAACACUCUCACCGCCGAGGCAUCCAAGGCCGUGACACCCGAGUUUUUGGCAGUUUAUACCCAGCGUAUUGGUCGCGGCAUUAUCAACGUGAAGGCGGACCAGGAGCUCUACAAGGAGGUCUCUGAACUAUUCUUCUCUCACUACGCAUCUUCGACUCUUGCUGACCACAUCAUCGGCUUUUCUUGGAACCCCGUCACUCCUCACGCUGUACAAGAGUCUAAUAGAAAGGGCGGCAACACAGGUGGCUGUCAACCAGUCGCAGCGCUCAACCUGAGAACGAGCUGGGGUAACGCCGACGAUGAUGCGGCGGCCCUUCAUAUGGACGCUGACUUCUUGGCCAAGGCCACAGAGCUGGCUCGGAAGCGCGAUGCUCUGAUGCCGAAUCAGUGGAUGAACAACGCUGCCGAGACCGCCGAUGUCAUCAGCACUUACGGAGAGGAGAACGUCAAGAAGAUGAAGGCUGUCUCACAGAAGUACGACAAGGAGGGAACUUUUCAACAUCUUGUGCCUGGCGGUUACAAGCUAGGCGCCUAA